UUUGUAUUUAGAAAAGGACCGGACACAAACUUUUGUGGGUCAAAGCUUGGCUUUCGUUGACUGAGAUGAGCUGAACGUCAUCAAUACAAUUAACUUUCAUCUCUAAUCUCACUGAUAAAAUACACAUUUAAUUUAUAUUGUUCUAUAUUCAUAGAGUGUUGUUCUUGUGUGAUAGCUUUGCUUAAUUGAAUCAAAUGGAAAGAUUAACAGAGACAUGGUCCAAAGAGAGACAGACACUCUGUCUAGCUCUAUGUCCAGUUGUCAUAGCAACCAUUAGGCUGUCUGGUGUUGAGGUACAUUUUGUCUAAGUUUUUUUUCUCUCCCCUUAUGAAAAUGUUUUCACUGUUUUAUCACAUACAUUAUAGGUGCUCUCAAAAAAUUGAAGAGAGAAACCUUUUUUAAUGCUACCACUCAGACAUGUGAGUGGGAUUUUAUUUAUUUAUUAGUUCAUCUAUUUGUUUAGUGAUUUAGAGAGCCAAAGAGGUAGAUGGACAGUAGAAGUGCAGACUGUAGAGAUGGUUUCCAUAGAGACACAAGUUAUCUGCUCUACCUAGGUUUUCGGGGAAAUCCUAAACUUAUAAGGUCUACAAGAAACACUUAUUUAUAAUGAGCUUGACCAGCCUUAUGAAUCCACAAGUGUCAUGUCCAUUUCUUCUCUUUGACCUCUUAACUGAAACAAAACUCUUCACAUAUGGUGUUGUAGGGGUUAAAUAAAUAUCAGUAAAGCAGCAGGCACUGCAUUUAAGUUGCCUCCUGUGGGAGGGGAGAACAUGCUCCUGUCUUUCGUGAGUCAUUCAUUUGGAUUCCUCCUCCACACUCAUGUACUCUGGUGACUCAGGUACACUUGUUCUCAACAGUUCACCUCUUUCAUUCCUCUCUUCAUAUCUGGCUAUUUGAAGAGGUGAGCUAACUUAAGAGUAACAUGUGAAGAAUCUUAUUUUCCUGAAAUAUUUAACUGCAUAUUAAUAAUUAGAAAACUCUUUGUUUUAAAAAAAAGUUAGUCUACAUUGCAAUAUACAAAAAAAUGCUGUGGAUUGAAUUUGGAUUUGAUAUGGGACUCUAAAUCUCUUCAUAUCUUACAUUCAUAACUCUCCCCUAACAUGACCCGUACCAAAGUUACAAACGAAAAAUCAACAAAAUCUUUUAUAUUAAAAUAAUAAUUCUCUUAUGAUUACAAUUACGAGUAAAAGCAGUCCAGAACUCAUCAAUGAUCAUAACAUUGCAUAACAUUCUAUAAAUCAACCUAUUUUCAACUGCAAAAAAGCAUGUUGUAAUCCAUUCAAAUAGUAAAAAAAUCAACGUUUGCCUUGGGUGUAAGCUUAUAUAACAAUCCUCACGAAUACAUCACACAUAAAGGAGGCUAAAUGUAGAAGACUGAAGAGUGACCUCAGAGGAGCGGGAUCCCAGAGAUCAGUGUAGAAUCUGCUCCCCUGCUGUGCUAAUAUUACAACUGAUCCAGGGCCAGACAGCUGUAUCGAGUCCACUUAUCCCUUCAGACAUGAUUUCUCAGCUCUGUAUGUGUGAGGAGGGCCUGCUGGGAGGUGGAUGGGGGCAUAAGUAAUGGAGAGUUAUUAUGUGUUCUUUGCAAACAGCACAUUGGGCCUGCAUGUCACUGUGGGUAUUGCUUUACUUCCCUCCCUCUAUUCAUCUACUUAAUUAGUCUCUGCUGUUGCUUGCUCUUUUAACAUUACAUUAAUGCAUAAUCUACUUAGAGUGCAUUUUAUGUACAUAUAUAGUUGACCAGUAUAGGCUUUAAACCCAUGACCUUGUUUUAAAAGUAGCCACAAGAUACUAUUAAGCUGGUAUUGGUGUGAUGGGAAGGUAUAUUGGCUAUAACUACACUGAGGUCAGUAAGAAACUUAAUUGCACUUAAUGACCUUCUCUGUGGCUAAAAUUUUGUGCACAUUUUUUUCUAACCAAAGGUCUUUUUUUUGUUAUAGAAAUAUGGGCGCUUGAAUGAGCUUAAUUUAUUUAAAACCAGCAAUAUUCUUUCUAAACGAUUCUUAUAGGUUAAUUCAACAGUGAACAGUUUUUCUAUCUAUUACCAUCUCUUAUUUUUUAUUAUAAUUGUUAAUAUUGUUGUAGUGUUAGUAAUGUUUGUUUUAUGUAACUUUGUGACAACAUAGUGCCAAUGUGCUCAAGAUUUUAUUCUUAAAGGGAUAGUUCACAUUUAAAAUUAAAAUUAUGUCAUUACUUACACACACAAUUUGUUCUUAACCUCAUCCUAAUGUUACUGAAUUUGGAGUAUUCUAAAUGAGCGGCCGCUUGCACAAGUUUAGUCAUUUGCAUAAAACACAACCAGUCCAUCUCCAUAUUAGGGCUUUCCACCUAACAUUUUCUUCACCACCUGUGGUCACAGUCAAAGAUACUCCAGCCAACCCCAUGUGAUGCUGUCUACAGAUCCGGACUCACAAGUAAUUCCAAGGGGCGGGUCAUAAAAUUACUGGGCGUGUCUAAAGGAAUGGAGUAGAAUGUCAUGCGGCUCUAACCGGCAGACGCAAAAGGAUACUUUCACACGAAAGCUUGGGUGGUCCUCGAAGGAUUCUAUCUGUAAAUCAAAGCCAUGGGGAAGGAUUACUAUAAGAUCCUAGGCAUUCCGUCAGGGUCUAAUGAAGAUGAAAUCAAAAAGGCCUACAGGAAAAUGGCAUUGAAGUUUCAUCCAGACAAAAACAAGGAUCCUAACGCUGAAGACAAGUUUAAGGAGAUAGCUGAGGCGUAUGAGGUUCUGAGUGACCCAAAGAAGAGAGUCAUUUAUGACCAAUACGGGGAGGAUGGUUUGAAAACAGGUGGGACAGGCUCCUCAAGUGGCCAGGGGACUACAUACCACUACACCUUCCACGGAGACCCACAUGCCACCUUUGCUUCUUUCUUUGGAGGCUCCAACCCUUUUGAUAUUUUCUUUGGCCCUGGGCGUCAGCGGGGAAGCACAAAUGGCUUUGCAGAUCAUGCCGAUCAUGACAUGGACAUUGACUUGGAUGGAGACGACGAUCCAUUCAGUUCCUUCAGCCACUUUGGCUUCAAUGGCAUCAACGGUUUUCAUCAUGGUGGAGGUCGAAGGCAUCGCACAGAGCCUUUGCAUGGUGGCAGGAGGAAAGUGCAGGACCCUCCGGUGGUACACGAGCUUAAAGUGUCCCUGGAGGAGAUCUUCCACGGAUGUACCAAGAGGAUGAGAAUCACUCGGCGACGACUGAACCCGGACAGAAGGACAAUGAGGACAGAGGACAAGAUCCUUAAUAUUGUCAUCAAGAGAGGUUGGAAGGAGGGGACCAAGAUCACUUUUCCCAAAGAGGGUGAUGAGACGCCGGAGAACAUUCCUGCUGAUAUUGCAUUUGUGCUUAAAGACAAGGGCCACCCACUUUUCAGAAGAGAUGGCUCCAACAUGAUUUACACAGUCAAGAUCAGUCUUAAGGAGGCGUUAUGUGGCUGCACGGUGAACAUUCCCACCAUUGACAACCGAAUGAUCACAUUGCCCUGCAGCGAUAUCAUCAAACCAGGUACAGUGAAAAGACUGCGUGGAGAAGGUCUGCCUUUCCCCAAAAACCCAUCACAGCGCGGGGAUUUAAUAGUGGAGUUCCAGGUGCGAUUCCCAGACAGAAUACCACCCCAGUCCAGAGAGAUCAUCAAACAGCAUCUACCCCAGUCUUAGAGGAAUUUCUGUGGAUUCCCUUCCAUACUUUAGGAAUAAUCAAAUUGUUUCCUUUCGGUUGAAAGCAAAAGGAUGCAAGAAAGACAAAAUGACUCAUUUGUUGGAUGAAAGGUCGAUAUUUUUGGCUCUGUGUUUGGGAUGGACAAUCCAACGAUCACAUGUUAUUUAUUCUGGAUUUGGAUCUUCAUUGUUUUGUAGCCGAUUGAAGUACUUUCCAUUGUAAUAUCUAUACACUCAUUGAAGUAUCUAAAUUAAAAACUAAAGUGUUGUUUUGGGGAUACGUGAGCACCAGCAUAGCAUAACUUGUUUGAUAACUAUCACUUGAUAGAUUUCCUCUCCCUGACACACCUCAGAAGUCUACAGGUGCUUUUCUGGUCACUUUCGUAUUACCAGGUGCUGCCCUUUUCUCAAAGAUUUUGAGAUCACAGAAAUGUUGAGUGCCUUAAUGUGGCUCAAAUCAACCUCUUAAUUUCAUUAUAGUUGUAAUGUUACAAGUGUGUAGUAUUACAACUCAAACUGUUGAGAUAUUUUCAAUUGCUUUUAGUUUACCCUCAAUAAUGUAAUGCAGUAGCCAUCUUUAUGGGGAUAAUUUACCCUAAAAUACAAAAAUCUGUAAUUUAAUGUUUUUUCUUAUGGCUUUGUAAACAUGAAGAUGCUUUAGCCGCAAAUCUCCAAACAAUUGUUUCAUACUAGAUGAAAAGGAUAGUGAUAAACCUUGAAAAGGUACUGUAACAUCAGAGUUGUUCACAUGACUCCAGUCUUCAGGACCUCUCCUUAAGCCAAACAAUAUCUGUGUAUGGACCGAAUUUAAAAUAAUUAUUUAGAAUAUUGAGGACGUUGUGUCUCACAAUUCACAAAACUCUUAAAGAGAGAUAAAGACCACACUUGGCCUCGCAUAAGCAGAACAAGUCAUAUUUUGCUCAAAUUUGUCUCAAAUCCCACAAAUAUGUGUUUCUUUUAGAUAACUAAAAUAACUCCGUAUCGACCUUCUUCAGUGCCGCUUUAUAAGCCAGGUCUGUUCCUCCAGCAAUGCUAUUGUAUGGCUUAAGGAGACUUGAAAUAUUAAUAUAUUUAUAUCUAUAUUACAUACAGUAUUAAUAUAAAUCACGUCAAAUGUGAUACUUUAUCAGUACUUUUGUUUACCUUCUGAAAUGUUACAGCAGCCACAAUGAGUAUUCAGCAGAAUUGUAUUUUUUUACUUUAAAAAUCUUUGAAAAGCUAUUAAAAAAAUCAUACAAAUUUGCAUACACACCACCCCGUGUGUGUAGAGAGAAUGCUAACUUUGUAAAUGAAGGAUCUGUGUAUGUUGACUGAACUGUUUGAAGAUCUGUGACACAUAUAUGUCUCAGUGCUGCGAACAGAUAACUCUGAUGUGGAAAGAUACAUGUUUAUGCUUAGAGAUCUUCGCUGUUGAAUGAGGACUAUUAUCAAUUGUUUUUUAAAUGUUUAAGACUGAUUUACAGUUUUAAAAUUUCCAGCUUUUGAAUACGACACUUUCAAUAUGCUGCAUUUACACUUAGUCUCUUGUACUUUAGUGACAAAUACUCAUAUUCAGUAGAUUUGAGAUGUACUAUUCUGUUUAAAAAGCUAAUUUUCUACGAAUAAACUGUAAUUUGCCUUUUCCAAGGUGGCACCCGGGUAUCGCUUAUAUACAAUCACAACUGAUUCCCACAACAUGGUAAUUUUAUCAUUACUGUGGUUGCCAAAAAGUUUCAAGUAGGUGUUUUUAUGACUGAUUUGUUAUGUCCUUGAUUGUUAUACCAUUAUACACACAUGGCUUUUAAAGGUUUGGGUACUUUUGUUUGAAUAAGAAUGUCAGAUUUGAAAUGUCUCAUUUUUGUCACUGUCCAUCGUGUGUAUUGUAUGAGAAAGUAUUGAAUUUAGCUCAGUGCCCACAGUUAGGAUUAAGCGAUGCAGAAAGCAAACAGUGUGUUAGUUUAUUGUGAUUCUGAAUCUUCUGUGCUGGCAAUGGAAUAAUGUAUGAAGGUAUGAAUGCCUGUGGAAUCUUCCAUGUAACAGUAUAUUUUUAGGUUCUUUAUAAAAGGUUUACAAGAAUGAGAAAUAAACCACAA
Messenger RNA from Triplophysa dalaica, 5718 nucleotides. It is a transcript of the gene dnajb5, whose product is annotated as DnaJ heat shock protein family (Hsp40) member B5. The coding region runs from base 2564 to 3646 and encodes 360 amino acids. The transcript is spliced from 5 exons. Gene Ontology annotation, cellular component: cytosol. Gene Ontology annotation, biological process: negative regulation of transcription by RNA polymerase II. Lineage: Eukaryota; Metazoa; Chordata; Actinopteri; Cypriniformes; Nemacheilidae. The record is from RefSeq and is a predicted model, not a curated record. Gene Ontology annotation, molecular function: protein-folding chaperone binding.